AUGAUGAACAUUGUUUUCGUUGGGCAUUAUGGUGAUGCUACAAUGGUAGCUGCUGCUGGACUUGGAAAUAUGUUUAGCAAUAUUAUUUGCUUGCUCACUAUUUAUGGACUUAAUGGAGGAAUUUCGACCCUUUGCUCUUAAGCCUACGGUUCUGGAAACAUGAGGAAGUGCGGAAUAUACCUGAACAAAGGAAGAAUAUCUGUGCUAAUAUUCUUUGUGCCUAUAUUCAUGAUAAUGUUCCUUUGCAAAUCAUUUCUGACAUCUAUCGGAAUAGAUGACAAAAUUGCCUAUUAAUCCUAGAUAUAUACCUAUGGCUUAAUUAUUGCACUUUUCUUUUAAGCAUAAUUUGAUGCUACAAGGCAUUAUCUUAAUGCUUUGCAAAAAUCUCAGAUUCUACUUUACUUAGGAAUCUUUGCUUGCUCGUUUCACUUACUCUGUCUCUAUCUAAUUUUUAAUUUUUUGAAGAUUGGCAUAUUCGGAGCAGCUUUAGCUACUAUUUGUACCUUCUUUAUGAAUUUUUUAAUCAGCACUAUAUACUGUGCAAUGCAAUCUGAUCUGAAAGAGAGUUUUUUCUUUCCUAACAAGGAAUGCUUCACCGAUUUAUGGGAUUACAUGAAGCUAGGCAUUCCAUCAUCAAUAAUGAUCUCCCUUGAGUUUUGGAGUUUUGAGAUCUAAGCAUUAUAUGCUAGUUAUCUGAGUAACCUGGCUGUUGGGACCAUAGUCAUUCUGGUUAACACAUUGACCAUCUUCAUUAUGAUUCCUAUUGGAUUCUAAGUCACAGCCUGUGUAUACAUUGGGAAAUCGUUAGGAGAGGGAUUCUACUUAGUUGGGAAUCCUAUGUCGAUGGUUCUAUGCUUCUAUUUUAAGCUUGGUAUCAAAGGAUUAUUAUUAGGAUUUGGCUGUGGAAGCAUUUCUAUUGCAAUAAUGAUGAUUGUAUACUUGAAAUUUUUCACUGACUGGCAGUAACUUUCAAAAGAUGUUAGGGAAUAAAUGCUAUCAAAGAAACAUAAUAUCUAUCUAAAGGCAAUGAGUGAUGAAAUAGAGGAAUCUUAAUAGCUGAUGGGCUAACUUGAUUGA
Stylonychia lemnae is the source of this 1077-nucleotide messenger RNA. The record is from the annotation of a GenBank genome assembly. Lineage: Eukaryota; Ciliophora; Spirotrichea; Sporadotrichida; Oxytrichidae.